Messenger RNA from Phyllostomus hastatus (greater spear-nosed bat), 2130 nucleotides. It is a transcript of the gene USP44, whose product is annotated as ubiquitin specific peptidase 44. Gene Ontology annotation, biological process: protein deubiquitination. Gene Ontology annotation, molecular function: zinc ion binding; cysteine-type deubiquitinase activity. NCBI's taxonomy places the organism in Eukaryota, Metazoa, Chordata, Mammalia, Chiroptera, Phyllostomidae. Gene Ontology annotation, cellular component: cytoplasm. The transcript has 5 exons. The record is from RefSeq and is a predicted model, not a curated record. Bases 1 to 2130 code for a protein of 709 amino acids.
AUGUUAACAAUGGAUAAGUGCAAACACAUUGGGCAGUUGCAGCUUGCUGAAGACCAUUCCGUUCUCAACCCUCAGAAAUGGCAUUGUGUGGACUGCAAUACAACUGAGUCCAUUUGGGCUUGCCUUAGCUGUUCCCAUGUUGCCUGUGGAAGAUAUAUUGAAGAACAUGCACUCAAGCACUUUCAAGAAAGCAGUCAUCCUGUUGCAUUAGAGGUGAACGAUAUGUAUGUUUUUUGUUACCUUUGUGAUGAUUAUGUUCUUAAUGAUAAUGCAAGUGGAGACCUGAAGUUACUACGAAGUACAUUAAGUGCAAUCAAAAGUCAAAAUUAUCACUACACCACUCGUAGUGGAAGGGUUUUACGAUCUAUGGGUAUAAGUAAUAAUUCUUAUUUCUUACAUAAUGGCGCCCAAUCCCUGCUUCAAAAUGAAGAUCAAAUGUAUACUGCUCUUUGGCACAGGAGAAGGAUCCUGAUGGGUAAAAUGUUUCGAAUUUGGUUUGAACAAUCACCCAUUGGAAGAAAAAGGCAAGAAGAACAAUUUCAGGAAAAAAUAGAAAAAAGAGAAGUUAAGAAAAGACGACAAGAAUUAGAGCAUCAAGUUAAAGCAGAACUGGAAAAUAUGCUCCCAAGAAAGAGUCUGCGUUUGCAAGGUCUAGCUCUGUCCACAAUAGAAAUAGUUCCUGUUGAAGAACCACUCCAAACCCCAGCAGCACCAGCAAAAGAUAAAGUGGUGUCUAUCUCAGAAGGCGUAAGAUUAAAAAAAGCCAGUGACUCCUCAACUAAACAAAGGCCAAUUUUAGCUCCUGGUGUAACAGGAUUAAGAAAUUUGGGAAAUACUUGCUAUAUGAACUCUGUUCUUCAAGUGUUGAGUCAUUUACUUAUUUUUCGACAAUGUUUUUUAAAACUUGAUCUGAACCAAUGGCUGGCUGUGACAGCUAAUGAAAAGACAAAAUCAUCUUAUAAGCAUCCACCAGUCACAGAUGCAGUGUAUCAAAUGAAUGAAUGCCAAGAAAAAGCUAAAAGCUCUGUCUACUCCAGACACCCAAGUUUAUCAUCUAGACUAAGUGGUGGCGCAUCAAAGAGUAGAAAGAUGGAACUUAUUCAGCCAAGGGAGUCAAGCUCACAAUAUAUUUCUCUCUGUCAUGAACUACAUACUUUGUUCCAAGUCAUGUGGUCUGGAAAGUGGACCUUGGUCUCACCAUUUGCUAUGCUACACUCAGUGUGGAGACUAAUUCCUGCUUUUCGUGGUUAUGCCCAACAAGAUGCUCAGGAGUUUCUUUGUGAACUUUUGGAUAAAGUACAACAUGAACUAGAGACAACUGGUACCAGGUUACUAGCUCUCAUCCCCACUUCUCAAAGGAAACUUAUCAAACAGGUUUUGAAUGUUGUGAAUAACAUUUUUCAUGGACAACUUCUUAGUCAGGUGACAUGUCUUGCAUGUGACAACAAGUCAAAUACCAUAGAAUCUUUUUGGGACUUAUCACUGGACUUUCCUGAAAGAUACCAACGCGGUGGAAAAGAUAAUGCUUCUAAGCCAUGCCCAGUUACUGAAAUGUUGGCCAAAUUCACAGAAACAGAAACUUUAGAAGGAAAAAUUUACAUAUGUGACCAGUGUAACUCAAAGCGUAGAAGGUUUUCUUCAAAACCAGUUGUACUCACAGAAGCCCAAAAACAGCUUAUGAUUUGCCACCUACCUCAAAUUCUUAGACUACAUCUCAAACGAUUCAGAUGGUCAGGACGUAAUAUCCGAGAGAAGAUUGGUGUUCAUGUGGACUUUAAAGAAGUCUUAAACAUGGAGCCCUACUGCUGCAGGGAGUCCAUGAAAUCCCUCAGACCAGAAUGUUUUAUCUAUGACUUAUCUGCUGUAGUAAUGCACCAUGGGAAAGAAUUUGGCUCAGGACACUACACUGCCUACUGCUAUAAUUCUGAAGGAGGGUUCUGGGUACACUGCAAUGAUUCCAAGCUAAGCAUGUGCACUAUGGAUGAAGUAUGCAAGGCCCAAGCUUAUAUUUUGUUUUAUACCCAGCAAGUUACUGAGAAUGGACAUGCUAAACUCUUGCCUCCAGAGCUCCUGUCUGGUAUCCUACCUCCUACUGAAGAAGCUGAUACCUCUAAUGAAAUGCUUAGCUGA